AUGAAAUUCAUUAUGUUUUCCAAUCUAAUUGGAACACAUUUUGAGUCUCUAGAGUAUAUGAGGUAACAGGAUUAUGAUUUGGAGGCAACAACUGGAAUCGACCUUGAAUCUCCAUAUUGAUUAACCUCCUCUUACAUAUACCUGAUUGCCAACACUCAUUCUAUUAUAAUCUCACUUUUUACAUUCUAUUAUUUUUAGGAAUGUACAACAGAAGACCUGAAAGCAAAAAUUCACAAAUUACAAUUUUACUACAUAAAGUACCAACUGGGUAUGAAGUACUAGAAGUGCAAACAGAAUAGCGAAAGUUGAUUCCAAAGCCUUAAAUAUAAUCAAUUGCACCACUUGUUAAAAGAGAAAACACCACUACUAACAUCCCCUAAGAAACAACACAAAGCAAGGUAAUAAUUGGACUUCAGCCUUUUUAGAAAGAUUGGUUUCUUCAAAAUUGGGAAGCCAUCAUCCCAGCUCCUGCUCGUUGGUUUCAGAUUGAUUCAAUCCAUGAAAUCGAAAAGGAUUCCCUGCCAGAAUUUUUCCAUCAACAUUUUCACAAUGACAUUUCAUAUUAUAAGGGCAACUAUAAGACUCCUCUCACUUACAUGAAAAUAAGGAAUAACAUCUUAUAAAAGUGGAUAAGCACCCAAAGUAAAUAUCUUAAAUUUACUGAUUGUCUCAAUUUCAUAAGUGGAGAUGCUUCAUCUUUAUUGAGAGUCUACACUUUCUUAGAACAUUGGGGAUUAAUCAAUUUCUAAUACAAUCCCAACAAUCUUCCAAAUUAAGGACAAGUGUAUCAAUAAAAUGGCACUUUCUUAGAAAGACUUAAACUCAAUUUCCAAAGCAAUCAAAUCAAUUUCCAUAGUGAACCUCAUUAUGAGUAAGCAUUUAUGUUCAUUACAUAGAUGUCAUAUAUGUGAUAUGAAAGCUUAUCCAUUCCACUAAUAGAAAAAGGAUAAUUUAGCAUCCUUUCAAUUACAACCAUUAUUGUUGUGCAAUAAUUGUUUCCUUGAUAAAAAAUAUCCCAAAUUUUUGAAAAACGAAGAUUUCUGUAAGUAUCUUUCUUACUAUUCUUAGAAUAAUUCCAAUAAACCUAGAAAUAUGCACCUUGGACUCAAGAAGAGAUUUAUCGAUUGCUUGAAUUGGUUAACAAACACAAUUAAAAAUGGAAUGAAAUUGCUAAAUACUUUACAAAACGAUCUCUGACUGAAAUUGUUAAAAUGUAUCUGUAACUUCCAUAUUCAAACCUAUUUCCAUCUUUGGAUAAAGAACCUUCCAUCCCAAAAAAACCAUAAAAAGUAAAAUAUCUUCAGUAACACCCUUAGGAACACAUCACAUUCCAUAAUGAUAUGAGUAACCCUAUUCAAUUGGGAGUUGCUUCUUUCAAGUCACAAUUGGAUAAGCUUAAACUGCCCAAUAUUGAAGUCAUUUAGAGUUAGGAACCAGAUAAAAUGGAUGAAAAUUUAAAGCAAAUGAUCUCUGUGUAAAUGGAAAAGAUUGAGGAACAAUUAUUAUAUCUUGAAACUUAUGAGCAAUUAGUCAACCAAGAAAAAUAAUGUGUUUAAACUAUCCAAAAAAAGAAUUUAUAGAUGUAAGUUUAAGUCUAGACUAAUGAUAUUGUAAGUGAUAAUAUGAUGUUUUUAUGA
Messenger RNA from Paramecium octaurelia, 1637 nucleotides. The record is from the annotation of a GenBank genome assembly. NCBI's taxonomy places the organism in Eukaryota, Ciliophora, Oligohymenophorea, Peniculida, Parameciidae.